Molecule: messenger RNA, 357 nt
Organism: Stereum hirsutum FP-91666 SS1
Lineage: Eukaryota; Fungi; Basidiomycota; Agaricomycetes; Russulales; Stereaceae
Exons: 5
Coding region: 1-357 (118 amino acids)
Biological process (GO): tRNA splicing, via endonucleolytic cleavage and ligation
Molecular function (GO): nucleic acid binding
Source: RefSeq, a predicted model, not a curated record
AUGGAAACCCAUCCAUCUUUUGCAGCUGUGUCCGGUAUACUCUCAAAAUAUCCCCGAGCCGCUGGAGUCGUCUACCAGGCGUAUAACGACUUGCUUUACACGCAGCAAUGGGCGGACCUUGAGAUCGUAGAACUAUCGCACUGUCAGCGUGCCGGUUUCCGGGGGCGCAGACCAGAAAGCGAAAAGCCUUCAUGUGUAGUCCCAUGUUCGCUCGCAGAAAGCUUGUCCAUCGCAUGGUUGAAAUCUGCGUACGCCGAGUUGGGCGAUCCGGAGGAGAUAUUUCUCGCCAUAUUAGCGGACGAUUCGUCCAUUGUAUACUACAAGCUCAGUAAAGGAUUAACGAAACCGCCGAUAUAG